Pochonia chlamydosporia 170 is the source of this 954-nucleotide messenger RNA. Its product is annotated as F-box-like domain-containing protein. Lineage: Eukaryota; Fungi; Ascomycota; Sordariomycetes; Hypocreales; Clavicipitaceae. The record is from RefSeq and is a predicted model, not a curated record. The transcript has a single exon. The coding region runs from base 1 to 954 and encodes 317 amino acids.
AUGGAACACGCAAGGCUGCCCCUGGAGCUCAUUCUACACAUCACCGAUUGUCUCCUCCCUUCCAAGACGCACGUCAUCCUUCCCCCCAGACACAUCUCAACCAAGACGCUCCUCUCACUCACGACUGUCUGCCGCGCCACCUACAAGCACGCCUCACGACUCCUCCGCCAACACUGCGUACACAUCGACACCAGCCAACGGCUCGCCACCUAUCUCCUCUGUAUGCCGCGCUUAGUCCCAACGCUCCCGCCCAUAUUGUCCCUCUCAAGCAUCACAUCACUCUACCUAGCGCCAUUCGGAGCAUCUCUCGACGACCUCCCCACCGCGGAAUGGGUACGCGAACUCUUCACCCACGUAGGCGACUCCCUCCGCCGUCUGGUCAUCCACAUGCCCUUUUCUAGCCUCGACCCCCUCGACGACCACCUCAGCGUGCGGAAGACACUACGCGAGGGCUUCGAGCGCCUUUCCAAGGUGGAAGAGUUCACGUGUCUGGGCGAGUACCCGUCGUUGAGCGUGCCCGAUGCGCACACGGACGUCUGGCGCCUGUGGCCGGAGCUGAAGCGUCUGGCGCUGUUUGGGGUACCGCUUGAUAAUCACUGGCUGUGGUGGGAUAUAGCUACGCUUCCGGAGUUGAGGCACGUGGUGUUGGCGCAGCCGCAGAGGGUGGACGUGGCGGAUAUCAAGGACGAGUAUUUUCACAAGUUGCCGAGGGGGGAUGCGAGGCUGGAGAGGAAGAUUCGGAUUGUGUUGAUGGACGUGGCGUGGACGAUGGGGGCGUUGAGGACGGGGAGGUGGAAGGAGGUUGAUCCGGGGGCGAGGAUGGAGGUGGAAACAUAUCAGGUUCCGAGGCCGUUUUAUGGUGAUGAGAGCGAGGGGGAGUUGGUGACGGAGUGGGUGAGGAGGGGGGCUUUGGAUGGGAUGCUGUGGGAGUGGAAGGGGGAUAGGGUGAGUUAG